This is a messenger RNA of Malassezia sympodialis ATCC 42132, 1404 nucleotides long. It is a transcript of the gene STE24, whose product is annotated as zinc metalloprotease. Lineage: Eukaryota; Fungi; Basidiomycota; Malasseziomycetes; Malasseziales; Malasseziaceae. The record is from RefSeq and is a predicted model, not a curated record. Gene Ontology annotation, biological process: CAAX-box protein processing. Gene Ontology annotation, molecular function: metalloendopeptidase activity.
AUGACACACGUGCUGCACCGCGCUACGGCGACGAUCCACGCCGCCGAGACGUACCUAGACACGGAUGCGAUUCCUUGGAAGCGCGUUGUCCUUACGUUGCUAUGGGCCGUGUAUCUAUUCGAGACGUACGUGAUGAUGCGGCAGUACCCUCUGUACAGCCUGACGACGCCGCCAAAGGCGGUCGUCGAGCAUGUGAGUUACGAGGACUUCCUCAAGAGCCAGCGGUAUGGACGCGACAAGGCGCGCUUCGGGUUUGUAGCCGAUGCACUGGCGCAUGCGUUGAACCUGUUCAUGGUCGCGUGCAAUGUCCACGCGCACAUGUGGGUGGUGUCGACGGCGCUGCUGGGCCGCCUGGGCGUGACGGCGAGUGAGCCGAUGACGACGGCAGUAUACAUGAUCGUCUCUUCGCUGGUUGCUCUGCCCCUUUCGAUGGCUACGAGUGCGUACAGUCACUUUGUCGUCGAGGAGCGCCACGGCUUCAACAAGCUGACAUGGGCCACGUUCCUGGCCGACACGGUGAAGCAAGAGGCGCUGAAUGCCGUGCUUGGUGCGCCGCUGUGCGCGCUCUUUGUCGUGGUCGUGCGCUGGGCCGGCGAUGCAUUUGUGGCGUAUGCGGUGCUCUUCUUCGUCGCGGUCAUACUUUUCGGGUCGGUGAUCUACCCUACGCUCAUCCAGCCGCUUUUCAACAAGCUGACGCCGCUGCCCGAGGGCCAGCUGCGCGACCGCGUUACGGCGCUCGCAGCGCAGCUGCAUUUCCCGCUGAAGCACCUGUACGUGAUCGACGGGAGCCGCCGCAGUAGCCACUCGAACGCGUACUUUUACGGGAUUGUGCCGGGCGGCGGCAAGCACAUUGUGCUAUUCGACACACUCAUCGAGCAGUCGAGCACCGCGGAGAUCGAGGCGGUACUUGCGCACGAGCUGGGGCACUGGUCGUACUCGCACCCUGCCCAGAUGAUGACUGUCUCGGUACUGCAACUGACGCUGACGCUGAGUGUGUUCACGCUCUUCUUCAAGAAUGCCGCGCUGUUCCGUGCGUUUGGCUUCAGUGGCCCGCACGCCGUCGCGCGCGUGUCGUACCUGCCUGUGCUUGUCGGCUUUGAACUAUUCAAUAUGGUGCUCAAGCCGACAGACGCCUUGGUGCAGUUUGCCUUCCAUGCGCUUAUUAGAAGCUUUGAGUACCAGGCCGAUCGCUUUGCCGUGACAUUGAGCCGCCCUGGGCCGACGCCCGCGGAGCGCGAGGCGCGCCGUUGGCUCGCGGAGCGCGGCCCUACUGAGGACGCGCCGGAUGCGACCGUGCACGACUGGGUGCAAAAGCUGAGCGAAGAGGCAGACGCCGAGGAGACGUACGCCGAGCUGCUGAAGCGCGCACUGGUCAAGCUGCAGAUCCACAAGUACGUGAAGUGA